AUGUCGGAACAACAGCCCUUGCAGGACGUCAGCAAAAUGGCCAUCCCCACCAUCCCCUCAUUGUCCCCCCAAGUGCCAAAACAAAACGGUUUGUGGUCGUCCAACCCCGUGUUCUCCUACUUGAACGAUGUCUACACUAACAUCGCCGAACACAGAAAAUCGUUGGGCUUGACCAACCCCGGCACCGUCGAGAACCUCAGCAAGGAGGUGACCCGUGACGUGUUUGCCAACCAGUACUUUUUCACUGGUUUGAGAGCCGACUUGAACAAGGCCUUCUCCUUGAACCCAGCUUUCCAGACCUCCCACACCUUGUCCAUUGGCUCCGAGAACUUGCCUCCUUACGCCUUCAGUGCCUUGUACGCCAAAGAGGACUUCUUUGUGCAGGGUAACGUCGACAACGACUUGUCCUUCAGUGGUAAGGUCAACUACGGCUGGGAUGAACACAACAUCUCCAAGGUCACUUUGCAGAUUGCCCACAACCAGCCGGUCAUGUGCCAGUUGGAGCAGGACUACCAGGCCAACGACUUCUCCAUCAACGUCAAGGCUUUGAACCCUACCUUGUUGAACGGUGGUUUCACCGGUGUUGCUGUGGCCUCGUUGUUGCAGUCCUUCACUUCCAAGUUCGCUGUUGGUAUUGAAUCCAUGUACUCUAGACAAGCUCUCUCCCUUCCUCCUGACUCUGCUGUCAACUACUUCGCUCGUUACAACGCCGGAAACUGGAUUGCCACCGCACAAUUGCAAGCCCAGGGUGCUUUGGUUGGUUCUUUCUGGAGAAAGGUCACCGACAGAGUCGAGGCCGGUUUGGAGACUCAAUUGGUUGCCUCCGUCAAGCCAAUCACAGACUCCAUGAUGGGCACUCCUAUUGGCUACGAGCCUGUUGUCGAGGGCCAAACCACCAUCGGUGCCAAAUACGAAUACCGUCAAUCCGUGUUCAGAGGUCAAUUGAACUCCGCCGGUAAGGUCGCUGUCUUCAUGGAGAAGAGAGUCUUGCCCACCGUGUCCAUCUUGUUCUCUGGUGAGAUCGACCACCUCAAAAACUCUUCCAAGUUGGGUGUUGGUUUGCAGUUCGAGUCUGCCGGUAACGAGCAAUUGAUGUUGAUGCAACAGGGUUUGGUUGAUGCCAACGGAAACCCAGUUCCUGGCGCUCCUCAAAUGUAA
Molecule: messenger RNA, 1158 nt
Organism: Australozyma saopauloensis
Lineage: Eukaryota; Fungi; Ascomycota; Pichiomycetes; Serinales; Metschnikowiaceae
Gene: TOM40
Product: Tom40p
Exons: 1
Coding region: 1-1158 (385 amino acids)
Biological process (GO): protein import into mitochondrial matrix
Cellular component (GO): mitochondrial outer membrane translocase complex; mitochondrial outer membrane
Molecular function (GO): transmembrane protein transporter activity
Source: RefSeq, a predicted model, not a curated record